AUGGAGAAUUAUGUCAGCGGUGAUUUUGGAAAGGUACAUCUAGCAGAUGAUGAAACCUUGAAGAUCAUUAGCAAGGGAGAUAUCAGAUUAAAAUUGCCAAAUCAGACCACAUGUAAGUUGCAAGGAGUGAGGCAUAUUUCUGGCCUUAAAAAGAAUUUGAUCUAUGUGGGACAACUUGAUGGAGAGGUAACAGAUGCAGAUAAAAAAUCAAACCUAUGGCACCAAAGCCUUGGCCAUAUGAGCGAGAAAGGGAUGAAGACACUUUUGUCAAAAGGGAAGCUGUCGGAUUUGAAGAAUGUAGAUGUCGGCCUAUGCGAGGAUUGCAUUUUUGACAAACAAAAGAAAGUCAGUUUUAUAAAGAUUAGCAAGACACCCAAGACAGAAAAGUUAGAAUUGGUUCAUACUGACGUAUGA
Molecule: messenger RNA, 414 nt
Organism: Asparagus officinalis (garden asparagus)
Lineage: Eukaryota; Viridiplantae; Streptophyta; Magnoliopsida; Asparagales; Asparagaceae
Exons: 2
Coding region: 1-414 (137 amino acids)
Source: RefSeq, a predicted model, not a curated record